GGCCGUGGUGAGGGAGUUGGUGGAGACAGAGGAGGAGUUCGGCCGCGACAUGCGACACGUCGUGGACCGCUACAUGGCACCUGUCGACGCGCCCUCCGUGCCCAGGGUGGUGCGGGACAACAAGACCCUCGUCUUCGGCAACCUGAAGGAGAUCGCAGAGUUCCACAACACGGUCUUGAUUGAGGGCAUUAAGUACUACGCCGACGAACCCCGUAUGAUCGGGAAAACCUUCUUACGACUGGAGCGGGAUUUCGACAAGCACGUCGCAUACUGCAGAGACGAACCCCAGGCGCAGGAGUUCCUGCAAGACACGCCAGUGGCCAGGGAUUUCUACGAG
Messenger RNA from Frankliniella occidentalis (western flower thrips), 337 nucleotides. RefSeq names its product obscurin-like. Gene Ontology annotation, molecular function: guanyl-nucleotide exchange factor activity. The record is from RefSeq and is a predicted model, not a curated record. Gene Ontology annotation, cellular component: cytoplasm. Lineage: Eukaryota; Metazoa; Arthropoda; Insecta; Thysanoptera; Thripidae.